AAUGAUGGCUCGUGCUAGUUAUCUCCUUCCCCUCUUCAUAGCACUGAUACACCUCCCUUCACUAGCUUCAUCCACUUCCUAUGGUGGUAACCUCACAGCUCCUUCGUGCUACCCAGACCAUGCUGCAGCACUCCUCCAGCUCAAGCGAUCCUUCCUCUUCGACUACUCCACCACCACCCUUCCUUCAUGGGAAGCAGGCACUGACUGCUGCCUCUGGGAGGGUGUUGGCUGCGACAGCAUCUCUGGCCAUGUCACUGUUCUUGACCUCAGUGGCCGUGGCUUGUACAGCUACAGUCUUGAUGGAGCGCUCUUCAACCUCACCUCACUCCAGCGACUCGACCUGAGCAAGAAUGACUUCGGUGGAUCCCGUAUUCCGGCAGCUGGCUUUGAGAGGCUUUUGGUACUCACACACCUCAACCUUUCUUACGCAGGUUUCUAUGGACAGAUUCCCAUUGUAAUAGGCAGACUCCUGAAUCUUGUAUCCUUGGAUAUUUCUUCGGUCCAUUAUUACACUGAUGGUGAUGAAUUAGACACACUCUAUAAUGUUCUUGACAGCUAUAACCUUUUAGUCCUACAAGAACCAAGUUUCGAGACACUGGUGUCGAACCUCACAAAUUUGAGAGAGCUCUACCUUGACGGAGUGGACAUAGCCAGUGGCAGAGAAGACUGGGGCAGAACUCUUGGAAAAUAUGUUCCUCAUCUUCAGGUUCUUAGCAUGGCAUAUUGCAGCCUUGUUGGUCCUAUCCAUUACUCCAUGUCACGUCUCCGCUCUAUUGAAGUGAUCAAUCUCAAACGGAACGGAAUUUCCGGCGUGGUUCCAGAAUUCUUUGCAGAUUUUCUCAAUUUAAGAGUUCUUCAACUCAGCUUUAAUGAUUUGAGAGGCAGGUUUCCUCCCAAAAUCUUCCAGCUGAAGAAUCUGGGAGUACUGGAUGUGUCACAUAACCAUCAACUCUCGGGGCAUGUUCCAAAAUUUCUCUAUGGGAGCACCCUGGAAACUUUGAAUCUACAGGAUACCCUUUUCUCUGGUGUCACUCUGAGCUACUUUGGCAAUCUCACAUCUUUGACAGAUCUGGGAAUAGAUGGAAAAUCAAUUGUUACGGAGCAUCCCUAUCUUUUUGUAAACAAGCUGGGCCAUAUUAGUACCUUGCGACUCUCUUUGAUAAAUCUUUCAUGGGAGUUAGGGUCAAGUUUCUCAUGGAUUGGUGAUCUCCAGAGCUUGACAACAUUGAAACUGUCUGAUUGCUACUCCACCAAGACAAUGCCCUCCUGGAUUGGAAACCUCACCAAUUUGAGAAGCUUGGAUAUCAGAAAACUUAAGAUUCCUGCAAAUAUCCUACAAUUAUCAUGGUUUAUCUGGUCCUAUAACACCGGCUAUUGGACAUCUCAACAAGUUGGAAGUAUUAAUAUUGGGAGAUUGCAGCUUCUCUGGGAGAAUACCAAAUACAAUUGCCAACAUGACUAA
Molecule: messenger RNA, 1462 nt
Organism: Sorghum bicolor (sorghum)
Lineage: Eukaryota; Viridiplantae; Streptophyta; Magnoliopsida; Poales; Poaceae
Product: receptor-like protein 12
Exons: 2
Coding region: 2-1462 (486 amino acids)
Molecular function (GO): protein binding
Source: RefSeq, a predicted model, not a curated record